AACCAUGGUCAAGGGUGGUCGCGGUGGCUCCAAGAAGAAGGCGACGUCUCGCUCGGCGAAGGCGGGCCUCCAGUUCCCGGUCGGGCGCGUGCACCGGCACAUCAAGCUCGGCCGCUACGCCUCGCGCAUCGGCGCGGGAGCGCCGGUCUACCUGGCCGCCGUCCUCGAGUACAUGGCGGCCGAGGUGCUCGAGCUCGCGGGCAACGCCGCGCGCGACAACAAGAAGUCGCGCAUCAUCCCCCGGCACAUCACCCUCGCGGUGCGCAACGACGAGGAGCUCAACAAGUUCCUCGGCGGCGUGACCGUCGCGCAGGGCGGCGUCCUCCCCAACAUCCACUCGGUGCUCCUGCCGAAGAAGUCCAAGAAGGAGUGAGCUCUCUGCUAGCCUUCAACCAACCCCCGGUGUUUCUAAACACCACCCUUCUCUC
This is a messenger RNA of Emiliania huxleyi CCMP1516, 428 nucleotides long. RefSeq names its product putative histone H2A. The record is from RefSeq and is a predicted model, not a curated record. Gene Ontology annotation, cellular component: nucleosome. Bases 5 to 373 code for a protein of 122 amino acids. Gene Ontology annotation, molecular function: structural constituent of chromatin; DNA binding; protein heterodimerization activity. The transcript has a single exon. NCBI's taxonomy places the organism in Eukaryota, Haptophyta, Isochrysidales, Noelaerhabdaceae.